AUGAGCUCCAACAAGACAGUUGCUUUCCUUGGCGGUACCGUUGGCGUCGGCCUGUCUGCGCUCAAGCACACACUUGCAGCUGGCCAUCAAUGUAUAGCCCUUUGCCGCACUCCAGCCAAGCUCGCAGCCCUCAUCCCACUUGAAUCAACACCCAACCUCAAGAUCAUCGAAGGCAACGCGCAUGAUCUCAGUGCAGUCACUAACUGUAUCCAAGCUGACGAAAAUGGCGAAAGGAUGGUCGACAUAAUCGUCUCCACCAUCGGCAGCAGGCCCAAGGGUGGAAUAGCUCCCGAAGAUCCCGAAUGCUGCAGAAAAGGCGCCGCUGUCAUGGUCGAGGCCAUCAACAAUCUUCGAAACAAAGGAGCCACUGGAAACCCGCAUAUUAUCACGUUCAGCACCACCGGUCUAUCCAAGUUUGGACGUGAUUACCCUUGGGUUCUUUGGCCGAUCUACGGGUGGCUCCUUAAAGCUGCGCACGCAGACAAGGAGCUGAUGGAGAAACGCUUCAUGGAAAGUGGACAGCCAUUCACAGUUGUGCGUGCAAGCUUGUUGAAUGAUGGCGCUACUAAUAAGAGGGUCCGCGUUGGAAUUGAGGACCCGAAGAAUGGACGGGAGUCAUUGGAAAUUGGAUACUUUAUUUCCAGGGAGGAUGCUGGAAAAUGGACAGCAGAAAAUCUGAUCUUCAAGGAGGAAAAGAAGUAUCUGAAUAAAAUUUUGAUGAUCACUACCUAA
Penicillium odoratum is the source of this 732-nucleotide messenger RNA. Its product is annotated as NAD(P)-dependent oxidoreductase. The coding region runs from base 1 to 732 and encodes 243 amino acids. NCBI's taxonomy places the organism in Eukaryota, Fungi, Ascomycota, Eurotiomycetes, Eurotiales, Aspergillaceae. The record is from RefSeq and is a predicted model, not a curated record. The transcript has a single exon.